AUGGGCUGGACUGAAGCUUUCGAAGAGGAGUGUGAGCUUAGCCAGUCCACAGACCAGCAAGCGGCGGAGGCUUGCGAUUCAAGGUCGGAUUCAGGCUCCGAGGCUUGCGCCAGAGAUUCCCGCGCCGUAAGCACAUGUGGCAGCACUGCCAAUGCUACUAGCGGAUGCGAGGAUUCAGGUUCGGGUGCCGCAGUCCCCAGUGGCCUAGCUUUGUGGUGGGUUCAGAAGCUGCACCUUGCUUCCCGUGCUUUGGGAGCCCAGCCUCUCCUGAGUGCACAGCGUCGUGGCACCCUCAGCGUGGUGUCAUCCUGCACCGGCUGCUCUGCUGAAAGUGCGGUGCUCAAGGCUCUCAACGUUCCCUUCAAAGUCCUUUCCGCCUCAGAGCCGAACCGGGACUACCGCAACUUUUUUUUGGGCAACCACAGAGGCCUCUUCAAGCAUGUGCAUGAGAGGAUUGAAGACCAGCUUCGGGACAGCGCAUGUUGCCUGCACCCUGAAGCUCAGAGUUGUGCUGCAGUGGCAGAGCAUGGCACAGUUGACUUACUGGUGACUGGAAGCCCAUGCGACCCUUUCUCGGUUCAGCGCACCAAGCGUUUCAGUGAAGAUGCUGUAAAGUCCCACCCGGACUUUGAGACGACCAUGUCUUCGGUAGUUGCUAUGUACAAGAAGUAUGAACCAAAGGUUGGAGUGCUGGAGCAAGUGAAGGGCUUCAACAUGCCUUUCCAUUCCGGAGCUCCCGGGACUCCGCUGGAUAGGUGGGGCCAGCAGUGCUUUCGCUUGUCAUGUCUAGUCUGGGAGUACAAUUUUGCAGUGGGGUUAGAGGUGGAGGCCAUAGCAGGCAUGCGGGCAAUAGCUCAUGUAAUUCCGUAUUCGCGUGUGGUAAUCGUGGGCCUGUGCGCUGAUGGCUUUGCCGGGUUUAUGUAUGUAUGCUGCUGGGUGACAUCUUGA
Molecule: messenger RNA, 948 nt
Organism: Symbiodinium sp. CCMP2592
Lineage: Eukaryota; Dinophyceae; Suessiales; Symbiodiniaceae
Source: the annotation of a GenBank genome assembly